Gryllus bimaculatus (two-spotted cricket) is the source of this 2367-nucleotide messenger RNA. NCBI's taxonomy places the organism in Eukaryota, Metazoa, Arthropoda, Insecta, Orthoptera, Gryllidae. The record is from the annotation of a GenBank genome assembly.
AUGGUGAAGGAGAUAUCCAAGUCAUCUGGCAACCGUGUAAGGUAUACUCGUUUGCCCACCAGCCUCCCCUCCGCCAGGGGAGGGUUGGCAGCACUGCCUCCAUCCACCUGGUCGGUUCGUCUUCGUACUCCAUUCGUCUUCCCUCGCGGCCUGUCACGCGACGCGGAGAGCAAAAUUCCACUAGUGGUUGGCAUCCCUGUAGCUGGGAAUGUGGCCGAAAUUAAGCGCAACAGCUUCCUAUGCGACUGCCGCCUGACAUGGAUGUACACGCUCCGCAACGAAACAACGAACGAGCAAGUGCGCAACGCCUUGGAAGAGCUGACUUGCAUCCUCACGGAACCUCUCCUGUACCUGGAAGGCAGCUCCACCCUGGCCUCGGACGACCUGGGCACGGAGGAGCCGGAGUUCGUUAAAGACGCGCCCGCCCCGGUCGCCAACCCUGGCUCCGACGAGGAGUACGACGAGGACGAGUCGGGCUCCCCGUCUCCUUCGGAACCCCGCAAACACCUGUUCGACAUCCCGCCCAGCCUCCUGCCCUGCCCGGAGGAGCUCACCGGGUCCGCACGCGGAACGGCGCGGCCCAACACCGUCGAGGAUUACGAGUUCGGGCUGGAGCUCAACGCCAAGAUGUCCGCCGGGCCCGCCGCGCGCGCACUCUCGGCCGCCAUCUUGUGCGUGGCGUCCGCCAUUUUGCUGGCCCUGGGCACGUGAAGCACGAUGCCGGGCCGUGGAAAGUCAUCUCGCGACGAGUAAAAAUUUGAGAGAGAGAAAAAAAGGGAAGUAAAAUCUUUUUUAGGUCGUGGUUGAAUGAAAGAUUUGUUUUCAAUGCAAUAUUAUUCAUUGUCGUUCGUGAUUGUUUUUACGGAAAUAUUGUAUCGUUUAAAUCUAUAAUUUGUUUGUUUUCUUUUCGCGAAAUUGUGAUCAGCAAGUAUUUAUAAAGAAGAUAAUAACGAACAAUAAAAAUAAUUAGUGAUUUGUUGUCUUUUUUCUUGCGAUAAACGAAUAUUUUUCUCGAAAUUUUUGCCUCUGCUUUAAUCGUCUAUGUAUGAGUCACGUGUUUAAUGUGUGCAUGAGUGUGAUUACAAAAGUCGUGUGUAAGUUGAAACAAAAAAUAUCUUAAGGUUUUUUGCUUUUUAACAGAGAAAAAAGCAUGGGUAUUCAAUAAUAACUGAUACUAUUGAUAAUAUUAUUGGCGGUGGUUUUUCUGAAAAGAAAGAUACCGCCGUCUUUGUAAAUGUUAUAUUAAGAUAAGCGUGCGUCAACCUACAAUAGGUAACUGUUCGUUAGAUAAGCGUCUCUCUCAUACUUUCACCAAUGUUACCAACUUGUAUAUGGUUAAAAAAGCCAACGUUUGUGUAAACGUAAUUCCGAAACCCCUCUAGAACUCCACAACCCAACAUGUACAGAACCGCGUUAUUUAUCAGAUUCAUCCCUUCACGCAUGAUGUAGAAUCUAUAUGUACAAUAUCUUCUUGAUUCUGAACCAAAAAAAAUGAAAUAAAUCUUAUCGCUACAGAAUGGAAACAUGUUGAGUAAAUAAAAUAUACGUGAAUCUAUUUUUAAAAAUAUAAGAGAAGAUUGAAGUUCUUGGACUCGUCCAAGGGAAUGUUGCAAUAUCCAUGUACAUCAGAGUACUACAGAUAUAUCUACUUUAUAAUACAUAAUUAUUCAUCCCGAAAUGCCUUUUUGAACUACAUAAAUGCAGAACUAUUUAGAAACUGUUUUAACAUUGAAAAUUUUUGGCUGUACGUUCUGUUGGGGUUCGUAUUUCUUAACUAUUGGUUUGCACACAUUUGCAUGAUUAAUUCGCAAAAUUUUAUCCUGAAAUAAUGCACAUUUGGCACCAUAUUUGACCCUCAUUAAUAAUUAUCGUGUGUUUGUCUCAGAAGAUCACUUACAGAGUCGAUGUAAAAACAGAUGAACAUCGCUCACAAAGUGUGACGCAAUAAUUGCUUAUCCGUAUUUGUUCUAGCACUUCUUCAGUAUCUACUCUUAAAUAUUUUGUACAUAACGUAGUUGCUAAUUUUAAUUACAAUAAGAAUUUGAAGCAGUAUUUUCCGUAUCUAUAAUGUAAUUGAAAGUAAUUGUAAGGUGUAUAUGUGCCUCUUCAGUAUUGACGACUUCAUAUUUCCGUAAAUAUGUUUUAAUUUUUCUGUAAAACUCAGAAGUAAAGAAUUUUAUGGAUGACAAUUUAUAUUUUAGUUUUAUCCUCGAAAUCAACAGUGGAAGUCAUUCUGGCCAGGCACAUAUAAUGCUGCGUAUUUGCGCUAUAUCUGGUAUUUUUUUGUAAAAUGAAAAAAUAAUACUGAUUUAGAAAGCAUUGAUUUUUUUUCAUUGUACGAAAACACGAUUUGAAUAUUGCGUCAUC